AUACUUAACGUACCGAUCUGCGCUGCAUGCAUGACUCGACUAUCGACAUGUCUAGCCUACAGCUAGCCUGCAACUCAGCUCAAGACGUGCUACUCACUGCAAGAAGCACAGGGCUGCAGCUCAUGAAUGUGUAGGGCCUACAUGUACGUGGGCUGGCCGUGUCCUUCCUCCAUCAUGUCUGUGAUCGUACGUGUUGUGAUUAAGAAUCAGAAGUACGGUGUAAAAUCCAAACUGUCAAACUUUACCUAGACUAGAGCAAGAAAAUACCUAUUACUAGUAUUAGACGGAGUCCAUUUCAUGUGCAACGCACCCUCCACAGCUCCACAUUCACAACCACCACAGCUUUAAAAUGGGCCUUUUUGCUUUUUUGAAGUCCAAACUUGGCAACAGUCCAAGCCGUAAGUUACGCAUUCUGCUGCUUGGGCUGGAUAAUGCCGGCAAGACAACCCUCUUACGGGGGGUAGCCAAGGAGGACAUCAGCCAUACCACGCCCACGCUAGGGUUCAACAUUAAAACCAUCUCAUCACAGGGUGUGCAGCUCAAUGUGUGGGAUAUUGGAGGUCAAAAAACAAUACGUCCUUACUGGAAACAGUACUUUGAGAAAACAGAUGUUCUCAUCUACGUGAUAGACAGUGCAGACAGCACUCGACUUGAAGAAACUGGAGAGGAACUCAGCCGGCUUCUGGAGGAGGAGAAGUUGUCUGGGAUUCCACUGCUGGUCUUUGCCAACAAGCAAGACCUCAUCAGUGCCGCGACAGCCGCCGAUAUCGCAGAGGGCUUAAAUCUACACACCAUCAGGGACCGCUCCUGGCAAAUCAGUGCCUGCUCUGCAAUGACCGGAGAGGGUGUAGAGGAGGGAAUGGAUUGGGUUGUUCAGAAUGCCAAGUCCAGAUAGCACACCACACACGCAUCCUCACUGGAGGCACCAUCCCUUCAAAUUGAGACCUGAAAUUGACAGCCAGUCCUUGCUAACAGUCUGCCUGCACCUUUCUCCUGGGGAAAAUCUGUCUGAUAUAGCCCAGAAUUCUUCCCCGGAGUGCUGCUAGGGGAGAGAUUGACCAAUAAACACAGAUGUUGAAGAUGAUGCAACAGCGAGGUCCAGGAGUUUGCAGUAAUGGGAAUAUGUUCCAUUUCAAGCAUUCCAUGUUGACAGCAGUAGGCAAGUCCAAUCAAGGACCAUAGUUAACCAUGGCUAAACAAAGUCUGAUCAAACACAUACUAGUCGAUGAUGAUUGAACUUGUGUAAUUGUCUCUUCACAGCCAGUCUACCAAGGUUGGUCCCGUUGUUAGUUGCCGCACCUGUUUUAAUAGCACAGUGCAGAGGGGGCAAGUGAUAAGAAAAAAGGCAGAAAAACUAAAUCUAAGUAUGCCACUAGUAAAUUUAGAGGAUCCCUUUUCUGGUUUUAUUUUGCCACAUCCUAUGGCUAGUUUUUUUCUCCCCAUGGGCCUGAAUGGCCUGACAACGGUUGACAAGAGUUGUUUGCACUGCAACUUCAUUGCACGUUCUUCAUCAACCAUCCACUAGCUAAGUACUGGUCCUCGAUGGAACUUGCCUAGUGUGGUUGAAGUUGGGUCUUGUAUCUUGUAUGGUAAAGGAAGAUAGUAGACUUGAAGUCAGUGAAAAUUAAAAAUGAAGAAAAAACAAGUUAAAGAGCCCAUGCAGUGUUAUUUUAAUCCCCUUGGGAGCAUUCUGGUGCCUUUUUGGCUUCAUGUCAGUGCAUAUCAACAGAUUUGUGUAUUCAUAAGAACAAAUGAUACCGCUUCAGAAAGAAACUUCAGUGGCAACAUUUCAGAGAAUUUGAAAAUCUUUUGUUGUUGAUAAGUACAUAACAGUUGGUAAGCGAGCAAAGUUUCCUCACAAAUAUUUCCGGUGAGCUAAUUUGGGCUUCGCAGUCAAUACAUAGACACAGAAAAUGUGUAAAAUGAACACGAUUUCUGAAAGCACAGCAGUGGCAAUGCUGUCACAUAAUUCAUUUGUUCCCUACGUCUCUUGCUUGAAAUGGGGUUCUCAUUGCCUGCACCCUCGCAGUGACAUCUAAGCUCAAAUUUCAUGUUAAGUACAUAUAACCAAUCUGCAGGCAAAAUGUUCCUCCAUCUAACUGCAAUUCAGAGAUAUUAUGGCAGAAUUGAAUCAGAAUGACACUUGUGGGAAAGGGCAGUUAUUGUGAUAACCUUUCAAGUUGGUAUUUUCAUUUUCAUGAGUGAGGAUAAAUUGUUGGUGCUAAAGACAAAAUAUUCACUAAGACAGUGGUCUCAGCAUGUGUUUUCAAUGGUAAAUAGUUCACAUUUUUGCUACUAAAAUUGAAAGUGGCUAUAAAAUAUUCUUAAUCAGGCUCUGAUAUUUUCCCUAAAAUCCUGGAUGUGUUGGGUUUUUUUUAUACUUUGUGGCCAAAAAAUCACAUCAGAAUGCAUCAAAGUACAAACCUGUAAGUUAAUAUAACAAUAACCUCUUGGGUAAUUUCUUGAAAGAAUGUUUUUCUUGACUUAUUUGGUUCAAUUGGAAAAUAAAUUUGCACGUUUUUUUUUUCGUUGGAAAAUAUUAACGUCUCCUUGAGCCCAACCCCUCAGUGUGUUGCAGGUACUUUGCUUGCUUGGUGUAGCCAAAUCCACUGAUGAGAAAACUGCUUAAGCCAAUAGAAGCUAACAACCUGAAAUACAAGUGUUUUUUUUAACUUCUGAGUUCAAAAACAUUGGACAGGCGUUGUUCACUGUUGGAAACUGUGCAGCUCUGAAGUGUGAGGAUUACAACAGAACUUGAUACAUGUACAUUUAUAUUUAUAACUGAAGUGUUAUUGUUAGCAUUUUCUUGUGUAGCAAGUAAAUUGCCUCAGGAAGAUGAUUCAUACUAAAAUCUACAGAAAUGUAUUUCAUUUUGAUGUGUUUCAACAUCAAUCUGAUAAUGUGGUUGUCUAAUUUUGAAACAAAUCCUGAUGCACUCUGUGCAUAUUGGAUACUGUACAAACACAUACAGAAUGUGUUUUCAAGAAUGGAAACCAAAUAUGUUAAGUUGAUUUUAUUAAUUGAGAGGUUCUUGAACUGAUAGUAUCUGGUUUUAUCACAGAAUUAAGGAUUGUUGGAUGUUUUUAAAUGUAAAGUUGUGUUUAACUUUGAGACAAGCCCUCCAUAGAUCACAUGUAACCUUUUCCAUAAUGACAUGAUAUUUCUGAAAGUUGCUGGGAAGGGCAAACCGGUCAUGGAUCAAGGGGGAGGGGACUCCGCCUCCCUCCCCUGCUCUGACAUUCAUGUAAUAUUGAUUACAGUUAUAAUUUCUACAAAGAUGACAUCCUUUAACUUUUUAUACAUCCUUAACAGGGUAAUGUAUUGCCUGCCCACCUGUUCAAAGUAAUCCGACAUAGAAAACAAAAUCUGGUGGGCCUGACCCCAAAUCUUCCCCCACUGCCACAAAAUCCUGGGGCGCAAGUAUGUAUGUGUAGCUCCCAGUUUGUGGGUGGGAAUCUGAUAGUAAAGAGUGGGAGGCGAAUUCAUGAUAUUCACGAGAAGGGAUGUGCAUGUGGGCGAUAGAACAAAUAGCAUGCAUAUUGUCUUUGUGUGCAUGCACAAUACAUUAAUGGCCUGAAAAAGUCUUGAAUACUCUUGCCACUUUAGAUCAAAUGUACUAAUUGGAUAUUUAAAAAAAAUCGGGUGAGAUCUAUAAAGUGUGCUGUGUUGUGCCUGCCGUGUAUGCAUGUGUAUUUACGUCACUAUCUAACAUUAAGCCAAAUGCAGGUUUUUCUCAGUUUACUAACUUUCUGCCUGACCUUGAAUUUGAAAGUACUAGACAUGGUCUGGGACUUAUUUGUGCAGCUGAAUUUUGGUCUCUAAAGAUAUUCAGCAAUAAAACAAAGUGAAUACACCUCUG
This is a messenger RNA of Acanthaster planci (crown-of-thorns starfish), 3859 nucleotides long. RefSeq names its product ADP-ribosylation factor-like protein 3. The record is from RefSeq and is a predicted model, not a curated record. Lineage: Eukaryota; Metazoa; Echinodermata; Asteroidea; Valvatida; Acanthasteridae. Gene Ontology annotation, molecular function: GTPase activity; GTP binding.